AUGUUCAGCCCGGACGGGGGGCUGCCGGCCGCCCCCUUCGGCCUCCUGCCCGACGCCGGCCCGCCCUUCCCCCGCGGCGGCUUCGACGGGGCGGCCGCCCAGCCGCUCUUCUUCCCCUUCGCCGCCGAGCCCGAGGCCGCCCGCGACCCGCCGCCGGCCCGCGCCUGGCUGCCCCCGCCCGCCGGGCCGCCCGCCAAGGCGGAGGCGCGCCCGGGCCGGCCCUGCCGCCAGCCCUCGCCCGAGCCCCGCGCCGCGGCCUGCUGCGGCCCGGCCUGGCCCGCCCCGCCCUGGGCCGGGCCCGCGCCCCCCGGCGCCGCCAACACCGCCCUGCCCGGCCCGCCCUUCCCCGGCACCGGCACCGGCACCGGCACCCCCGCCUUCCCCGGCCCCCAGCUCUGCCCCGCCGCCCUGCAGCCGGGCGCCGGCGGCCUCUCGGGGCUGGGCAGCAGCGGCAGCUCCAGCGGCGCCGCCAGCGAGGGCGGGCACUCCAGCGACAGCGGCGACGAGGAUGCGCCAACCUCGGAAGAGCUGGAGCAGUUUGCCAAGGACCUCAAGCACAAGCGCAUCAUGCUGGGCUUCACCCAGGCUGACGUGGGGCUGGCUCUGGGCACCCUCUACGGGAAGAUGUUCAGCCAGACAACCAUCUGCCGCUUCGAAGCGCUCCAGCUCAGCUUCAAGAACAUGUGCAAGCUGAAGCCGCUGCUGCAGCGUUGGCUCAACGAGGCGGAGAACACGGACAACAUGCAAGAGAUGUGCAAUGCGGAGCAAGUGUUGGCCCAAGCCCGGAAGAGAAAACGCAGGACCAGCAUCGAGACCAACGUGAAGGGGACGCUGGAGAGCUUCUUCCGCAAGUGCGUGAAGCCCAGUCCCCAGGAGAUCUCCCAAAUCGCUGAGGACCUCAACCUGGACAAAGACGUGGUCCGAGUCUGGUUCUGCAACCGGCGUCAGAAAGGCAAACGGCUGCUGCUGCCCUUUGGCAACGAGGCGGAGGGGGUGAUGUACGACAUGAACCAGUCCCUGGUGCCCACCGGCCUGCCCAUCCCGGUGACGUCCCAGGGCUACAGCCUGGCGCCCUCCCCUCCUGUCUACAUGCCGCCCUUCCACAAAGCCGAGAUGUUCCCUCAAGCGCUGCAACCUGGGCUCUCCAUGAGCAACAGCAGCCACUGA
Gavia stellata (red-throated loon) is the source of this 1167-nucleotide messenger RNA. Its product is annotated as POU domain, class 5, transcription factor 3. Lineage: Eukaryota; Metazoa; Chordata; Aves; Gaviiformes; Gaviidae. The record is from RefSeq and is a predicted model, not a curated record. Gene Ontology annotation, molecular function: DNA-binding transcription factor activity, RNA polymerase II-specific; RNA polymerase II cis-regulatory region sequence-specific DNA binding. Bases 1 to 1167 code for a protein of 388 amino acids. Gene Ontology annotation, biological process: regulation of transcription by RNA polymerase II. The transcript has 5 exons.